CCAGGAUGUAGCAAACAUACAAGCAAUAUAACAACUAUAGAACAGCUCACUCCUACCUUCUCUUCUUUCUCUAACUCCGACCAAUCUAGCACUGCUUACCAUAGAGACCUCUAGACCACUAGACACCCAGAUACAAUGGGCGACCACACAGCCUUCUUCUACGGCACAUUAAUGGCUCCCGGCGUCCUCCAUAGAGUAAUCUACGGCACCCACGACCCAGAACCCUGGCAGAAAAACUCCCUCACAGUCCGCCCCGCCAUGCUCCAAUCCUAUCGCCGUCACCGCGUCCGCAACGCAGACUAUCCCGCAGUAAUACCCCACGACAAUUCCUGCGUACGAGGCUCCGUCGUCACAGGUCUAACAGAAGGCGACCUCUACAGACUAGACAUCUUCGAAGGAUACCAGUACUCGCGUCAAAAAGUCAAAGUGCAAGUACUUAAAGAUGUCGGACUGGAUCAGGCCGCAGAAGAGGGAAAGACAGAGGUCGUCGAGGAGGUCGAGGCAGAAACAUAUAUCUGGGAAGAUGGCGAAGAUACGCUAGAUCCUGUAGAAUGGGAUUUCGAAGAAUUCAAGCGCGACAAGAUGAAGGCGUGGGCGGGUAUGGCUGAAUAUGGAGACGGAGCAGACGUGGACGAAGGGUUUGCUGAUGUCGAUCGUGCGGUGGCAGAGCAGGAAAAGGCCGGUCACGAUCCAAUGGGUGGGAGAGGCACCAACGGACACAUCGGACAACAAUUGAAAGAGGCUGCUGUUUAGAUUCUGGAAUAUUAGAGCCAUUCCGGCCACUUCCCAGAAAAAGAGGAAAGU
Exophiala viscosa is the source of this 804-nucleotide messenger RNA. Its product is annotated as AIG2-like family-domain-containing protein. Lineage: Eukaryota; Fungi; Ascomycota; Eurotiomycetes; Chaetothyriales; Herpotrichiellaceae. Bases 136 to 753 code for a protein of 205 amino acids. The transcript is spliced from 2 exons. The record is from RefSeq and is a predicted model, not a curated record.